GCCCUUAGGACCAGAAGCUUCUGAUAUUUACUAGUGUGAACAUGCCAAAGGAGAGGAGAAGAAAUGGAGCUUCUUCUCACAGCGCUUGGUGCGGAAAAGUCUGUGGUAGUUCCAUGAUUGUCAUCAGUUAUGGUGCCUGCAAUAAUUCUUGAAAGCAGCAUCUUCCAACCCCUCCAAAUUUUUCUGUGUUCUGAUUGUUCCAUUCUCAUUGCCACGCUCAUCCAUCUUAUGGAUUGAUUACAGACCAUAUUUAGAUCGGAACAAAAAAGUUGGAACUUGACAAAAUUUCCUGGUGAGUUGUGGGGUUAAGUCGAUGGUUUGGAAUUUUGGGUUGCGGUAAAAAGUCAAACGACGGAGAGCUUGGAUCGGUAAAAGAGAAGAAAAGGAAGGAUAGUGGAGUGGAGUGGAGUGGAGUGGUGGGGUGACUUUAAAACUUGAAAGAAAAAAGACUGAAUUUUUUUUUUCAGCGGUUCCAAUUCCAAACAGUAGCUCUCUUCGAUUCACAUAUUGCACUGAAAAGUCAUAGGAAAUAUCUAGGGUUUUCUAUUUGGAAGAAGAUCGUCUUUGUUAGGCCCCAUUCAUUCACCUCUCUCUGUCUCUUUCUCUCUCUCUCUCUCUCCUCUCUCCUUCUCUGCUUCAUCACUCUCAUGGAGUCCAAUGGCUCAAAUCAGCAGCAACACCCAAAAGACAAGAACCCUUCUGAGAUCAAAGACUUCCAGAUUGCGAUUGCGAGCAAGGACGACUCGAAGAAGCAAUUGGCGCCGAAGAGAAGCUCCAACAAGGACAGGCACAAGAAGGUCGAUGGCAGAGGAAGGAGAAUCAGGAUGCCUGCUCUGUGCGCGGCUAGGAUUUUCCAAUUGACCAGAGAAUUGGGUCACAAGACCGAUGGAGAGACUAUCCAGUGGCUGCUGCAGCAAGCCGAGCCGUCGAUCAUUUCCGCCACUGGGACCGGGACGGUCCCCACCUCGGCCCUCAACGUGGCGGGCUCCUCUGUUUCGGAACAGGGCAGCUCUGUUUCGACCAAGAUGGAAGGGUUGGGGGGUGUAGGGCCGCUUAUUGGGUUCGGAGGCAGGGCCAAUUUGGCGAUUUCGAAUGGGAAUUUCAGUAGAUCGCAGGUUGUCGCCAGCGGGGUCUGGCCCCCAGUGAGCAGUAUCAGGCCGGGGUUCGUUCAUUACCCCGAUCAGUCUGCGGCUGUGGCGGCGAGCAUCGGGGGUGAGAGCUCGAAUUACGUGUCAAAGUUUGGGUUUCAAGGGGUCGAGUUUCCAAACAUGAAUGUGGGGCUGAUCAGCUUCCCCACUUUCUUGAGUGGGUCUAACCAGAGGAUGCCGGGUUUGGAGCUUGGCCUAUCCCAGGAUGGCCAUGGUGGGGUCUUGAAUUCGCAGUCAUUGAGCCAGAUUUUCCAGCAGAUGGGGCAGAGCGGAGGGGGUGAGACGGUCUCGGUGGGUCAUCACCAGCAACAACACACCCCAGAUGAUGAAGGGGAUGAUUCACAAGAAUCAGGGGAAUAGAAGGAAUUGUCAUGUUCUUCCGGGUCAUUGUUGACUCUGGUCAAGAGAUCUUGAGGGCACAACUUGCAAUUUCUUGAGGACUAGUAGUACAUACAUCGGAUGGUUUCCUGAGGUUGAAAAGGAAUUUUGGGGCAAGAAUGGAAGAUGGUGUGUGGGAAAUUCUACUUUUUACCGGUUUGAGGUUCAACUGGAAAUGAAGUACUGGCUCUCGGUGCUUCUGGUAAAUUAUCUAGGUCAUCAAGGUGAGUAUGAUCAGGUUCUAGCUUGACCCUUCGCGACUAUGCUUUAUAAUCUCUAUGAAGAAGACUGAGCUGUGUCUUGACCCUAGCAAAAUCCCUAAUGGGAUUUCUUCUGCAGAUGGGCGGUGAGCGGUCCAUCGGUAUUUGGUUUCGGGUUGAUGUUCAGUUUGGCUUCUUGAUUGAAUUUUGAGGGUUGUUGAUCAUCUGUACCAUGUAAUUUUUCGCAUGUUUGUCAUCUUUUUCCCAAUUUACAACACGAACGAGGUUAAGCGUUCGCGAUC
This is a messenger RNA of Syzygium oleosum, 2028 nucleotides long. RefSeq names its product transcription factor TCP20-like. Gene Ontology annotation, molecular function: DNA-binding transcription factor activity; sequence-specific DNA binding. Bases 648 to 1508 code for a protein of 286 amino acids. The record is from RefSeq and is a predicted model, not a curated record. Gene Ontology annotation, cellular component: nucleus. The transcript has a single exon. NCBI's taxonomy places the organism in Eukaryota, Viridiplantae, Streptophyta, Magnoliopsida, Myrtales, Myrtaceae.